AUUAUCCACCGGCACCUGGUGAUUACCAAGGAUCUCCGAUGGGGAGGAGGGCUGCUUUGUUUACUAACAGUCCUCCUCCCUGUUGGCUUGGGCACACUGCUCUGGAUGGCUGUGCACAGCCACCCAGAGCAGUGUGCUUACAGUGAAGCACCAACACACCGCCCCCAGUAAAACACUCCCUACACACAGUUAACCCUUUGAUCAUCGCAGAUGUUAACCCCUUCCUGCCCAGUUCCAUUAGUGCAGUGUCAGUGCUUUUUAUUAGCACUGAUUACUGUAUUGGUGUCAUUUGGGUUGUUAGUGACAGUUAGUCAGUUGCCCCCGAGUGUCAGAAUGCCUGUCGCAGUCCCGUUAUAAGUCGCUGA
Staurois parvus is the source of this 365-nucleotide messenger RNA. Lineage: Eukaryota; Metazoa; Chordata; Amphibia; Anura; Ranidae. The record is from the annotation of a GenBank genome assembly.